GUUCUGCGCCAAAAGUAAAACAAAUACCUCUAUAAAGAAUUUCUAGUGAAAGCCUAGAGCCCACUACUGUGCUGUGCAUGUAAAUCCACAUCACACAAGAAACAGUUUGACAUUCAUUUUUUGAAAGGUUAAUAGUUUUAUUUUUUGCUGGUCGACCAGCAUAUGCAAUGGCUUAGGCAGACCCAGACGGUGCACCAUCACUUCAUUUAGGACAUGGAAAAAGUGUGGACUCUGAAGGUUUGGCAUCCCGAUACAGGAGAAAGCAAAGACGCUCAGAAAGAAGAGCCAGCCCUCUGAAAGAAUGCCAAGUGAGCCCAAACACAACAGUUGAAGAUGACAUAGUGAUUACAGAAGACGCACUUUCAUCUGCUGAUGGUCAAGAACCAGAACAGCCACAGGUUCCUGUUGAAGUCUGUAAAAAUAGAGGCUGACUUCAUUCAUGUGACUGAACUGACAAUGGCUCACAUCGGACAGUUGGAGGAAGAAAACAGGCACCUUCUCUCAGAGCUUCGAGAUGUAAAACAGGAGCUCAGCAUGCACGUGUUGUCAGAAGACAUUCUGAAAACAAGGGAGGAUAUGGUCCAGUUUUACACUGGGCUGCCCAACUUUGCCCUCCUGCUUGUAUUGUUCAACUUACUAGAGGAAGGCGCAACGCAUACAAGCCGUAACUCUCUGACAGCAUUUCAAGAAAUGGUCAUAUUUCUGAUGCGCCUGCGGCUCAACACUCCUCUACAAGAUUUGGCCUACAGGUUUCACGUGUCGCAGUCCACAGUGUCAAGGAAUGUCAACAAGUGGCUGGACGUGGCCUAUGUUCAACUCUCUCGAGCUGUCCAGUGGCCUGACCGGGAGACUCUCCGGGCAACUAUGCCCAUGACUUUUCGCAAAUCAUUCGGUGUGGAGGUAGCAGUUGUUAUAGACUGUUUUGAGGUUCUCAUUGAGGGGCCUUCAUCUAAGCUGGCCCGGUCGCACACAUGGUCCAACUAUAAAAGUCACAACACUGUAAAACAUUUGAUGGGCAUUGCACCGCAAGGUGUAGUCACGUUUGUUUCCAAAGGCUCGUGUGGGCGGGCAAGUGAUAAGGUUAUUGCAGAAAAGUGUGGCAUUUCGAACAACCUCUUGCCUGGGGAUGCUGUUCUAGCCGACCGAGGCUUCACAAUUGCCGACAGUGUUAGUAUGCACUGUGCCAAGUUAGCCAUGCCUACCUUCACUAAGGGCAAGCAGCAACUUUCGGCCAUGGAUGUGGAGAAGACUCACAAGAUAGCAAAUGUGAGGAUUCAUGUAGAGAGGGUAGAGAGGGUAAUUGGGCUCGUACGAAAUAACUACAGAAUCCUCAAGCUCACACUGCCUGUGGAAGUGCUCACUGGUGAAGAAAAUGGACCAACAGUGCUCGACAAGAUGCUUUUUAUUUGCGCAGCAUUAAUUAUGCAACAUGAACAGCUCAACCGUCCCAUUUGGCUGAACUCGCGUUCUUGUCGUGCAUGCGCACAUAUCGGCAUGCUUCUGCAGAAGAACCUGAGGUAGUAUGUUCUUGGAUUUGUCUGACUUGUUCACAACGACGGAUGAAGGAAGGCGACACGGGAUAACCACAUAGGCACAAUAACAAAUCAACAUUUUAUUUCUCGACACAGGAAAACUCUUGGCAGCAGCUAUUUGUUCCUGUGUCAAGAAAUAAAACGUUCAGUUAUUGGUGCGCCUUUGUGGUUGCCCCAUGUCGUCUUCUUUCGUCCGUCGUUUUAUUUCGCGCCUUUGUUCAAAACAUAAAAUUACUAACUCGCCCACCAGUACGUGCCGAGUUUGUCUCAGACGUCAAGUGCAUAUCUUCCUGGAGUUAGCUAGGAUGGAAUGGAACAUUCUUGAACUCUGCGUGGAUCUUGAUUAAAUUUCUGUCCGUUGAACGUAGAAACACGGAAUUUGUUGUGACCUAGCUGUGUGUCAGUGUUUGUUUCGUCUGAUACCUGCGACUGCCUUUCUUGAGUUAAAGGUGCUACAAGUACACACUGAAUUGAUGUAAAUAAAAAAUUUUUAAAUUUG
Dermacentor albipictus is the source of this 2031-nucleotide messenger RNA. RefSeq lists its product as uncharacterized. Lineage: Eukaryota; Metazoa; Arthropoda; Arachnida; Ixodida; Ixodidae. The record is from RefSeq and is a predicted model, not a curated record.